Lachancea fermentati is the source of this 813-nucleotide messenger RNA. Lineage: Eukaryota; Fungi; Ascomycota; Saccharomycetes; Saccharomycetales; Saccharomycetaceae. The record is from the annotation of a GenBank genome assembly.
AUGGCUAAAAGAGUCAACAGAUUGGACCAAGACGAAAUGUCACGAGAGCAGAGUAGCGCAUUGAUUUCAGACACAGAAGAUGAAUCAUUCAUGGCGCAAAGAACGCCAAGUAGGAGAGCAAGUAGUAUUUUCUCUCUAGAUACUAGCCCAUUGGAGCCACCUAAUGAGAGUGACAUUGAGAAGUUUACUAGCGAUAAAUAUCAUUUCAGUAUGAUGAGAAACUUGCACCUCGCCGAUUAUAUCACAAUGAUGAAUGGAUUUAGCGGUUUCUAUUCAAUUGUGAGUUGUUUAAGAUUCACAUUAACAGAUAAGCCACACUAUGUCCAACGCGCGCACUUCUUCAUACUUCUAGGAAUGUUUUUCGAUUUCUUCGAUGGCAGAGUUGCAAGGUUGAGAAAUAGAUCAUCACUCAUGGGCCAAGAAUUGGAUUCGCUUGCUGAUUUGGUCUCCUUUGGAGUCGCGCCCGCAUCCAUUGCGUUUGCAAUUGGCUUUCAAACAACUAUUGAUGUUCUCGUUCUAUCAUUUUUUGUUCUAUGUGGUCUAGCAAGACUGGCAAGAUUUAAUGUUACGGUUGCUCAACUACCAAAAGAUGUGACGGGCAAAUCCACUUAUUUCGAGGGUCUUCCUAUACCAACAACAUUGGCAUUGGUGGGUGUGAUGGCAUAUUUGGUGAGACAAGGACUCAUUCUAGAAAACUUGCCUCUUGGUAUUAUAGCUGAAGGCGAGUGGUAUGAAAUGCACCCUGCAGUCUUAGCCUUCUUCCUUCAGGGCUGUGGUAUGAUUUCCAAAAGCCUAAAAAUUGUCAAACCUUAG